This is a messenger RNA of Mizuhopecten yessoensis (Yesso scallop), 3309 nucleotides long. RefSeq names its product conserved oligomeric Golgi complex subunit 1-like. The transcript has 28 exons. Gene Ontology annotation, cellular component: Golgi apparatus; COG complex. Bases 8 to 2929 code for a protein of 973 amino acids. Gene Ontology annotation, biological process: intra-Golgi vesicle-mediated transport. The record is from RefSeq and is a predicted model, not a curated record. Lineage: Eukaryota; Metazoa; Mollusca; Bivalvia; Pectinida; Pectinidae.
UGCCAACAUGGCUUCUCCAACGAAAGCCGACAUGUCAUCAAAAACUCUACCUGUACACGAAACCAAUACUAACUUACUAUUUGAAAAGUUUACAGUUGACGAAAUCCGAGGAAUUGAAAAGAAGACCAGGAGUGAUAUUGAGAGAAAGAAAGAAGAUUUGAGGACGAUGGUUGGUGAAAGAUACCGAGAUCUGAUAGAGGCUGCAGAUACCAUUACAGAAAUGAAGAACAGUGCACAAAAUGUGAUGAAGUCUAUUACCCGUAUAGAUGAAAUGUGUAAGGAACUGAACCAGAGCCACAUGGUACGAGGCACCUCCUUCCACAAUAGAUCCAACAAGGAGCUUGAUCAAAAGAGGAAACAGGAGCUGAAAUUCCACAGCAUUGCAAUGCAGAUCAAAAUGCUAUUGGAUAUGCCAGAAAAGAUCUGGAGUGCCCUGGACCGCUAUGAUUACCUAACAGCAUCCAGACAUUACCUACUGUCCCGACACAUCCACACCAGUCUCCAGCUGGACUCUCAGCAGUCUCCUGACCUCCUACACAGAUUCCCAGUCCUCAGUCGCCAGUGGGCUGCCAUCAGUCAUUUUAGAGCCACCAUACUUCAGGGGAGCCGUGUGAUGUUAAAGGAGUCUGCCAUUACAGACCAGAAGAUAGCGGAAUGUCUGUGUAGUAUUAUCCUGCUUGAAGAUAGCACACCAAGACAGGUUUUCAACGAGUUCCUCCUCGCUCGCACGACAGCAGUGCAGCAGUUGUUCCAUCCAAACCAGACAGAAGGUGUAAAAGAUCAGGUGUGUACUGUGGUCCAGCUCAUCACUACCACAAUACACCAGAUACACAGUGUCUUCUACCAGGGUAAAAGCCCCACAAUGGGAGUGUGCAGUAACCUGCUGGUGACCAUCCUAACAACGGUGACAUCUCAGAAACAGCAUGAAUCUGGAUUACUGGACUUUCACCAAUCUUCAUCACUAAAAAGUCUUCCAUCCUCAGUUUUAGAUUUCUGCCCGACCCUGCGGUCUCACGCCACACCUGUAUCUGUACAGUACCUCCAGGACAACUGUCAGCAGUGGAUUGACACAUGUAUUCGGGAUGUGAAGCAUGGUGUGGGUAAGCUUUUAGGCUUUGUAAAUACUGUGAAGAGAUUGGCUGACAUCCGUGAUGCAGUGUGGGAACUAUUGUCCCAGGAUCACAGUAUGGCAGACUGGCAGGGUGUGUGUUCACGUAUCCUCAACAGGAAACUGUCCAGCUGGGACGACUUCCUGUGGGCACUAUUCCUGGACAGAGUUAAGGCAUUGAUGAAAUUCCAACUGGAUUCAGCAACUGAAUUGACCAAACGCCAGGUAUCGAAACUGGUAAUGGAAAUUGGAAGCAUAGAAGAUGGGAGCAGUGAGGUGGAGGUAGACCUGUCCAAGUAUAUCUGGUGUGAAGGGCCAGGGGAUAUACCGACCAACAUGGCCUGGACCACUGCCAAUACUCGCACCACUAGUGCUCAAGCACCCAGUGGCUUACUGAUGAGAGCCAAGGCCUUUACUCCUGUAAUUCAGAGCCUGUGUCGAAACUAUGAUGACAAGCUACUGACCCUGAUAGAGGAUUGCAAGCAUUACAUACAUCCAGCAGCUGACAAGGACACCCAGACAGACCCACUUUUUAAUCGCUAUGGUGAUACAGGUGACCUACUUAACCAUCUGAAGGUCUCAUGUCACAGAUGUGUAGAAGAACUUUUGACAUAUGUUGAUGAACAGCUGGAGUUAUGGAAAUUAUCAUUGGAAAUACCAGACAGGACAACCAAUCAGAUCACGAUAAACAAAAUUCUGUUAGUGGGAAGAUUUUGUGGAGCACUGUCAGAACUUGCCCCUUCUUUACAUCAUUGCAUUGUGGGACAGACAACACAGGACAAAUUUGACCUCAAAUCACAGAUGAAGAGUAGCAAACAGGGGUCAACAGUUGUGGAAGAUCCUAUAUGGCUACAAGUAAAGGAGAGACUUGGACAGUGUCACAAGGCUGCUUACAGAAUAUGGGUAGAGUAUCUUUGUGCCACCGUGUUAAAGGACUUCAAAGCUUGCAUCAGCAAUCCACAGGGCAAAGAUGCUAUAUCAACAUGUACAAGAUGGGAUGAGGUGAAUAUUCAAGAAGAAACAGAAAGUGGGAAGAAUGUGAGCUCUAAGAUCCGGAUUCCUAUGCAGGCCUCCUGGUAUGUACAUGACCUCUUGUUCAGCUUGUGUGGGGAAAUCAACAGAGUAGGAGCACACACUAUACACAGAAAAGUUGUGGAGGAGCUGGUAGUGAAUGUAUCAAACGGCAUCCUCACUUGUCACGAGGAAAUUCUCAACGCCUGUAGGAAGAAAAAGACGGGGAGUUAUUUUUCUUUAUCCCAGCAGACUGCUUUACAAUUAUUGUAUGAUGUCAAGUUUGUGGUCCGAAUCAUUCCAAGGAAAGAUGACCAGCAGGAAAGUAAACUGUACCAGCAGCGGUCAAGACGAGUAAUAGAGAGGCUCGAGGAAAAGAUUGACCCAUUCGACCUUGAUGUUUUCUCACCUUACAUUCAGGCUCACCUGGCCAAACAAACGCAGCGGUCAACUGUGUUGUAUGGUGCCCUGACAAGUUUAGAUAAGUUGGGGAUGUUCAGCAGUGGACGAGGUCUUCAGACAACUCACCAGGAGCAGCACAAUGUCCUGCCCCUGACCACAUGUCAAAACCGAUUCAUAUUACUGCCACUGAGUACCCAGCCUAGCAAUUCUACAAUGCCAUCACCUAUACUGUCACAGUCCCUAAAUAGGAGUGUGAUGACUGGUGGCGAUUCCCUGACCGAGAAAGCAGCGGCCGUCCUUCCUCAGCCCAGCUCUAGCUCGGACAUGACAAGUUCAUUUUACAACAAACUUGGCAGCAUGUCAGAACUGUCAAGCUGGUUUUCUAACAUCGGAGGAAGCACGAAGUAAUACAGAACUAUGGUGCACCUAUGGCAGAGAAAUAUUUUGACUACUUCCAGUCACCAAAUCAGAUGGUCUUGUACAGCUGCUGCUGUGUAUCUACAUUUGUAUAUUGAUUCAUAAAACAAAACAAAAUGUGUUAACACAAUAUCCUUUGCUUGCCUGAGACCUUAUUGACUUAUUCCUUUCUAAGGUAAUGAUAAAGAGACUAGAAUUUUUAUUGCUAUAUCAGAUUAAUUAAAAAUGCUUAUAAAUGCUUUUUAUGUUGUCGUGUUACAAAAUAUUUUGUAAGCCUAAAUCAUGUAUGAAUAUCAUGUAUGCAUGUGAGGGGAAGUAUUGUUUUAUUGAUGUAAUAAGUUGUAUACUUGUCAAUAAACAGGAUGAUUAAU